This is a messenger RNA of Juglans microcarpa x Juglans regia, 1761 nucleotides long. RefSeq names its product phosphatidylglycerophosphate phosphatase PTPMT1-like. Gene Ontology annotation, molecular function: phosphatidylinositol-4,5-bisphosphate 5-phosphatase activity; protein tyrosine/serine/threonine phosphatase activity. The record is from RefSeq and is a predicted model, not a curated record. The transcript is spliced from 6 exons. Gene Ontology annotation, biological process: protein dephosphorylation. The coding region runs from base 554 to 1606 and encodes 350 amino acids. Lineage: Eukaryota; Viridiplantae; Streptophyta; Magnoliopsida; Fagales; Juglandaceae.
UUCCUCAUACGUCGUUCUCUCCAUCUCUAUCCCAGUCUUUUUCUCUCUGUUUCAGUGUUUGUUGAGCAAAAGGUGGAGGAGUAGAACCCAUGCCAUUUUAUCAUCCAAGCAAAAUCCUGGGGUUAGGUUAGGGUUUCUUCGAUCUAAAACCUCUCUCUCCCAAGAUAAUUCAUCCGUCAUCGACCUUUUGUCAUCUCUUAUCCCACCUCCAUCGUCUCCGCCUCCUUCUCUUUUUCCGAUCGACUGUUCUUUUGCUAAAUAUGGUUAUGAUCUCUCUCAGAAACUUCGAUUUCCGUAUUUUACCAUCAAAAUCUUUUCCAAUCCCCCGUUUUCCUAUUUUUCUGUAGAAUUUAUAGGUUUCACCAUCACUCCUGUAAUUCGAUUACGGAAUUAACAGAAAAUAUUCGAGUUUUUCUUUUGGGAAUUUUGGGGUAUAAUUAAAGUGACGUUAAGUUUCUGUGUGGUGUGUGUAUGUGUUUUGGGUAAUUUAGGUUUUGUUUCGAAAUUGCGCGUUGCUGUUGUUAAUUGAGUUAGUUGGGUUUGAAUUGAGGCUAUGUAUAUUGAGGAAUUGAAAGUUGGGGAGGUAGAAAUCGGUGAAGAAAGGAAUUCUUGUGAUGGAGAUUGCGAUUUCAGCGGCCGAAGCAUUGUCGUUUCGGAUGCAAAGCGGGUUCUGAUCGGAGCUGGGGCUCGCGCGCUAUUCUAUCCUACCCUCCUCUACAAUGUUGUUAGGAAUAAGAUUCAGGCAGAGUUCAGGUGGUGGGAUAAGGUGGAUGAGUUUAUACUGUUAGGUGCUGUUCCAUUUCCAGUUGAUGUUCCCCGCCUAAAGGAGCUUGGUGUCUGCGGGGUAGUCACACUAAAUGAACCCUACGAGACUUUGGUACCGACAUCUCUAUAUCAUGAUCAUGGCAUUGACCAUCUGGUGAUACCUACCAGAGACUACUGCUUUGCUCCAUCGUUGAAUGAUAUACACCAUGCAGUAGAGUUCAUACAUGAAAAUGCAUCUUGCGGAAGAUGUACCUAUGUUCACUGCAAAGCUGGACGGGGGCGCAGCACAACUGUUGUAAUAUGUUACCUGGUGCAUCACAAGCAGAUGACACCUGAUGCUGCAUAUGAUUAUGUGAGAUCAAUCCGCCCAAGGGUGCUUUUAGCCUCUUCCCAGUGGCAGGCUGUCCAGGAAUACUACCAUCUUAUGGUGAAAAAAGCUAUUGUCUACACCCCCAAUGCUGGUCUCAUCACGAAGGCCCCAGUAUCAGCGGCUUCACAAGAUCUUGUUGCGUUUGACGAUGGAGCUGUAGUUCUCGUGACUGAAUCGGAUCUUGAAGGGUAUGACUCAAGUCUUGAUCCAGGUGCUAUGGGACAGAUAUGGGCAGAUUUAAGUGUGGUCUACCGGGUCCGUGUAGCUGGUCAGGCAGCUCUGGCUAGAGUCUCAUGCCUAUGGUUUCGAUGCCGUGCCCACCAGACGAUCUCAGGGGAGAAACUGGGCAGCAAGAGAAGCUGCUUAGUCGAGACUAAUCAUAUGGGAGGAAUUAGUGUUGACAUACACGUCUACUGUGAAGAACCACAGAAACUGCAGAAAAGCCAACCUAAUUGCAUAGAAGAUGCUUGAUAAGUUUUAUGCCCUUUUACCUUUCUUUGCGCGUACAGCUAAGGGCAAAUAAUGUUCAUAUUAGGGAGAAAUGAAACUGUGGUUCCUCCCCCCCCCCCAACCCUGUACAUUGAGUUGUAAUUUCACUUGAAUCAAGAUGUAAGAAGUUUGAGCAA